AUGAAUAACUAUGACGCACAUAUUAGAGACAAAUAUUCAGAUUUUUUAAAAGCAUUAUCAACAACAAUCAUUACAUUAUUGGAUAGUUUUCAAAAAGAUAAAGACAUUUUAGAUCAUGUCAUUGGGUUUUUUAAUCAUACUCACCAACUUGGAUUCAAAGAGACUAAUCAAUUAGUUCAACGAAUAUUAUUUUCAAAACAACAACAACAACAAUAUCAACCAGAUCAAAUCAAUCGAUUUGUGAAUAGAUUAUGUGUGAUUACCGACAUAGUUCAACAAAUAAUAGUUACAAGAGGAAACAUUACAACUGAUCAAAUAUUACAAAUCAUCGAUUUGAUCGUACAAACACUACAACUAAUUCACUCUAAUAAUGAUAAUAGGGAACACUUAUCAGAGAUUGGCCAAUUGAAUCUAAUAUCUGUACAAGAUACCUGUAGAAGAGGAUUAUUGUAUUAUUUCUUUAAUUAA
This is a messenger RNA of Cavenderia fasciculata, 468 nucleotides long. RefSeq lists its product as uncharacterized. NCBI's taxonomy places the organism in Eukaryota, Evosea, Eumycetozoa, Acytosteliales, Cavenderiaceae. The coding region runs from base 1 to 468 and encodes 155 amino acids. The transcript has 2 exons. The record is from RefSeq and is a predicted model, not a curated record.